Sorghum bicolor (sorghum) is the source of this 1766-nucleotide messenger RNA. Its product is annotated as ELMO domain-containing protein A. The coding region runs from base 407 to 1342 and encodes 311 amino acids. Lineage: Eukaryota; Viridiplantae; Streptophyta; Magnoliopsida; Poales; Poaceae. The record is from RefSeq and is a predicted model, not a curated record. The transcript is spliced from 8 exons.
AAGAGGGACAGCAUUCCCUAUUGAUUUAUCCACAGCAGCAGCGGCGGCGGCAGAAGCAGUGCACCAUCAUCGUCCAGUCCAGCGCGGCGCAGCGCGGCGCCCAACCAGAACAGAACGACGAAGCGGAGCCAGCCAGCCAGCCAACCAACUAACCAACGGACGGAAGAGGCGAGGCAAGGCCGCCGCGAAGCCGUGCCAAUCCGGCCGCAACCCGCUUUCUCCUCUCCUGCCUCCUCGGGAUCUGCCCGCCAGCCUUGUGUGAUCUCGACUCCCCGCGCCCGCGAUUGGAGCUCCGGCUGCACGCCGCCAUGAACCCCUGCGCGUAGAGGCCGGGAGGGAGGGAGCGGGGAACGAAGUUAAGCUAAGUGGGGGGAGGCCAGAGCAGGGUCGCUGUUACGCCGGCGAGAUGGACGGGAGCGCCGGCUCCUUCGUCGCCGUGCGCCGGCUCUCCGGCUCCGACCGCGCCGCCGCCUUCCACCACUCCUCUUCGGGUGCCUCGCCUCACCUCGCCUCCCGAUUUGGAUAUUUCCUCGUUUGUUUUGCUUGUAUAUAUGGCGACUGCUGUUGCUCGCUCCCGCCACGGGGUGAUGCUUAUGGUCUGUGCUGUCCGUACGCUGUUGCUGCAGCGGAGGUCGUGACGGGAUCAAGCGCAUGGAUCGGGAGGGGGCUCUCAUGCGUCUGCGCGCAGAGGAGGGACAGCGAUGCGCGCCUCUCCUUCGAUUUGACGCCUGUGCAGGAAGAAUGCCUACAGAGGUUACAAAACCGGAUAGAAGUUCAGUAUGACAGUGCAAACAGAGAGCAUCAGGAAGCACUACAGGCCCUUUGGUGUGCUUCUUUUCCUGGCACCGAGCUUCGGGGGCUAAUAUCAGAACAAUGGAAGGAGAUGGGUUGGCAAGGGAAAGACCCAUCUACAGACUUUAGAGGUGGAGGCUUCAUCUCCUUGGAGAAUCUAUUGUACUUUUCUAGGAACUAUCCAAAAUCUUUCCAGGAACUUCUUCGCAAGCAGAAUGGUGACCGUGCAAUCUGGGAGUAUCCAUUUGCUGUAGCUGGUGUAAAUAUAACCUUCAUGCUCAUUCAGAUGCUUGAUCUCCAAGCAGUUAAACCGAGGUCAUUGUUUGGAGCAGUUUUCCUAAAGCUUCUUUCAGAAAACGAUCGAGCUUUUGACAUUCUCUACUGCAUAACCUUCAAGCUGAUGGACCAGCAAUGGCUUGACAUGCAUGCUACUUACAUGGACUUUAACACGGUCAUGAAGUCUACACGGCGUCAGCUAGAAAGGGAGCUGUUGAUUGAAGAUAUUCAGAGGAUUGAGGACAUGCCAUCAUACAGGCUUCUGGGCCGGUAGCUAGAAGAAACUGAAAUCUUAACAUGGCUACAUGUUGCAAGGCUUGAGAUGCUAAUGGAUUGCAACUUGUGUCCACAGCCGGUGACAGUCUUGAAAUGUAGAUGCAUAUGUAUCCUUGUGUGUUAGGUACUUGUGGUCUCUGGUAAUCUGAUCUCUGAAAUUUACAAGGUAGGGUUUUUCCUGGUGAUAGAAUGCCACGUAGGGUGACUGAAGUGUCUGAUCAGCUGCCAUGGCAAAAGUUUGUAGGGUGUGUUAUUACAAUCUGGUCGUUGUCCAUCAUACCACGAAAAGAAGUGUUCCUAGGGUUGUCGUUGUAAACAGGAGGAUUUGGGAAAGAUGAUCUGAGUUGUCUCCCAUAUAUAAGAGGCUAGUUCUUUAAGUGCGCACUGCGCAGCAACUAUAUGUCGUUCAUUGGUUUUUCUAA